AUGGCACGCUUUGAAGCGCUGGACCUCUGGAGCAACAUCUCUCACGUCUUGGUGGCGCAAGGCAGCUCCACUGCCCUGCGCGGCUUCUCCGCAGCCCUGGCGCCCUUCGCCACCGCGCCCGCCGCAGCCAUGGCGGCGCUGGCGCGGGAUGCGGGCGACGUGCUGCAGAGGGACUUGGACUUGCAGCGCUUCUUUCAGCUGCUGGGCGUGGGAUCGGCUGCGGCCAUCGCAACAGCGGAACGACAGCUGCUGGGCAGAGCCAUGUUUGGUGAAGUGACCCCCUGUUGGUUGAAGAGUUGGGGUUUUAACAUAUGGUAUAACAGAACAAUCAAAUAUGGAGACUCAGGAACCCGAAAAUCGAAUGUGAUCCAGAAACAAUAG
Messenger RNA from Cladocopium goreaui, 381 nucleotides. The record is from the annotation of a GenBank genome assembly. Lineage: Eukaryota; Dinophyceae; Suessiales; Symbiodiniaceae.